AUGAACUACUAUCAUAAAAAUAAGGCUCCAACAAACAAAUCACCAGAAGCACUCAUAUCUAAUCAAACAACUUCUACUGAUAACAUUGACUCAUCCAUCUACAAUCUAUUUAAUAAUCAAACUCUAACAAAAUCUGAUAAUUCUAACUCUUCUAUUCUUAACACAA
This is a messenger RNA of Ambispora leptoticha, 166 nucleotides long. The record is from the annotation of a GenBank genome assembly. NCBI's taxonomy places the organism in Eukaryota, Fungi, Glomeromycota, Glomeromycetes, Archaeosporales, Ambisporaceae.